Xyrichtys novacula (pearly razorfish) is the source of this 36031-nucleotide messenger RNA. NCBI's taxonomy places the organism in Eukaryota, Metazoa, Chordata, Actinopteri, Labriformes, Labridae. The record is from the annotation of a GenBank genome assembly.
GUUUUAGACAUGUGGCUCUGACAUCCAAUCGCCUGAUCGCGGCUUUAGUCAGCCCUUUUCUCUCAGGAGAUCCCUCUGCUGAAGACCAGCGUAGACAAAGGUUACCCACGGCUGCACGACCAUCUCCAGAUACCACUAGGAUCGAGAUUUUUUCCUCCUUUCUCUCACACCCGCAGCAUCAGUUCUUGUCAUCGGCUUGGACCACCGUGUAGCGACCAUGUCUGUAGCAGGGCUUAAGAAGCAGUUCCACAAAGCCACUCAGGUAAGCGGAGGCGACAUUCUGCACACCAAAUCCCAGUAGAUCCUCAUGGUGUAGAGUCACGUUGUUUAAGGAAUUUGCAGUGUUGAUCAGAGGGUAAAGAUUGGCAUUUUUAACUAACCCUUUUAUGCUGUUUAUAAACGAACCUUUGCUCCAUCUAUCACCUCCAAACCUCUACCUUACCGCUGUCCUGGUGCUGAAAUGUGCUCCUGUGUAGAGACUGCAGCACUGCACCAUCAGAAUCAUGUACUACUCAUGUCGACCGCUGCAGUCUGGGCUGUAAUUUAAUGUGAUUAUUCGAUGCAUGACGGGGAGAUACGGGAUAAUUAUUCAUGUCAUGUGUCUGCUCGGCACGACACAGCGCUCAUAGUGAUGAUAGUGAUGCCGGGAACGUCAGAUCCUCCCGGUACCCUUCAGAUGACAUUCCGCGCCGGAAUCCGGCAGAACCGCAGCUCAUGGCAGCCACGGGCAUUAGUAAUGCGCAAACUGUAGUGUUGUAUGAAGGAUAAUGGUUUAAAACGGUGUUUUUUCAGCCAAUAGCAGUGGGAACUCCGGCGCGCGAGAUGUUAUGCAAUCGUUAAGAGCGCCUUGGUGGAAAUCCGCUCCUGCCAGCAGCAGCACGCCAUGACCUCCGCGCCCUCUAAACGCAUUUAUCGCCUAUUGCGGGACACCGGUGAUGAAUUAAAUCAUGGCUUCCCCCUUCUCUAAUGCAGGAUCUCCUGUAGUUAAAAGUUAAAGGCCCCACAUGUAGGACACACUCAGUUCAAGGUUACUCAAAGGCUUCCUCAACCCCUCCCAGCCAUCUCAGCAUCUUUGUUUUUCCCACCCAGGAGCUCAGGCUGAAAUUUCUUUAACCAUCAGUCACUCUCACAGGGUUGGCCCCAGGUCACAAAAGGUCUCAAAUGGGAUCUUGAUGGACAGAUCCAUUCCCUGCAGUAGCCUCACACUGACUCUGGGGCCUUAAGUGACUUUUAUUUUCUGUGCUGGUUGUAAGGGAGGUUGUCAGUUUCUGGGUGUGAGUCACAGGGACACUGAAGCCCUAAGCCUGGCACAGCGGGACACCCCCAGCCUGGCUGAGUCACAUAUAUACACACCUCUGUCCAUGCUUGUUCUCCAGUUCACCCAGUUUCUAAAUGACUAGGGUUAUAGCCCCCAGUUUGUAUCAUUCUUCAACUUAAUGAGCAAUUGAAACUGGAAUGGGAGAAGAUGAUGGCUUCAUUGUGACUCUGAUUACUCUGUGUGUCGUGUAGGUCAGCCUCUGUAGAUAUUUAACUCUCUUUACUGCACAUUAAACCUGGGUUGUGGAGUCAUAAGUUAAUUUACUCAAUUAUCAGCUGGGAUCAGAUAUGGUGAUACAUAAUGUUUUAUUUUUAGUCCAUCUGUUAUAAACUGACACUAAAAAGCCUUUUGUGGAUUCAUGUAGCUGAGGUUCUCCGCACCUUUUCUGGUCAUUUGGAGUUUCAUCAUGUCUGAAGAUUAAGUAGAAAGUAAAUAAUUUCAAAUGUGCCUGCUCUGCUGUUAACACACUUCUCAGUUUUAAUCAGCAGCUCAUCUGAUCUGAUUGGAAGGAGACAGCAGCACUUGGGGCAUUAGAUGGCUGCACAGAUUGUGUUAAUUCAGUGUGAUGAGUCUAUUGUCACUCAUUAGCAGAAUCAUGUCUCUCUCUCUCUGUGGAUGAGAAAUGCCUCUGUGUGAGUGUGAGGCAAUGCUGCUUGGGAGGUAUUUUAUCUGUAAAAUAUGCACACAGUUAUGUCUCAAAGAGCACAUGCAUUAAGAGGUGUUGCUGAGUGUGUAAAAUUGCCUCGAUUACAGUUGAAUUUGUAGAUUUUUACACAACACUGUCAUCAUUACUCAGUUUUAUUCCCAAUGUGAUUCAGUCAGCUCGAGGCCCAGACUUAGCUGUCUCUGUGGUCUUAUACCGUCUGCUCCUCUGCUUUAAAACCCCCAAACCUCUUUACCACACACACACACACAGUCCUCUCCUCCCCAGACUCUCAGUGGCAGAAGGCGCCUUACAACCCCUUUGGUCAAGUGCCACAGUCCUGUAAUCCAGGCCCAGACCCACAGCAAUCUGGCUGCUUAAACACACAUCCUCUAAGCAGACUGCAGCAGUACCCCACAACCCAGCAUGUGAAGAGGGGGUCACAAGGAUUAAGGGAUUAAAACGUAUCAGAUAACAAUUUGGCUCAAUAUAUAUUAGAGGUUAUGGAACAGUUUGAUUUUUGAGCAAAAUUGCUGAUUAGCUCCCAAGCUGGAGGCAGGAUGAAGAGAUUAGGUCCCAUUUCUCAGCUUCACAGUGAAUGUUGGCUAAAUUUAGUCUUAAGAUUACAAUCAGUACCCUGGCUGCAGAAAUUGCAAGAAGGGGUGUCUCUUUGCCCAGGCACAGUGAGGAUUGGGUGGUAAGGAAAACUCCAUCAUGCUGCUCAUAUUGUGACUAAACUACACCAAAAUGAUGUAAAGAUGUGUUUCAUGUUUGGAUUUUUCUUUCUAAUGUUGUUUACAAUGUCAAAUAAUCCUGCUGCUGAUCAAUAAAUCCAGUAGUCUGGCAGAUAAAGUGCAUAAUUAAUGGCUUUCCAAGGCCAGUAACAACAUCCCGAUCAUUACAUCGGUCCUGUUUGUAUUCUGCCAGCCUUGUGCUGUGCUGCUCUCCCACACAGUUUUCUAGACCAGCCCUGUAAUAUGGAGGCUCAAGCUGAGAGGAUUCUGGGACAUUAUUGUGAUAGGAUGCUUUCAAAAUCAAGCUUACUCAGGCUAUGUCCUUCAGACUUUCCUUCCACAGCUGUAAAUUCACAACAGUUCACGGUUCUAGAAUCCAUUCAACACCGUAUGAAAAUCCAAUUUUAUCUUGGAGCUGUAAAGCUUACUGAUCUGUAAAAUCAUUUUCAUUUUCAAAGAGAAAUACAGCCUUGAACUUAAAAAAGAGAAAAAGAAAUAUAAAGUCGAUAUGAAGUUUUGAAGUAUUUGAAAUUGUCCCACAGUGAGAUGCAGCAUCUUAGUCUACGGUCACAAAAUUUUACACUUCCAUGGAGACAAUGAGCUGCAGUAGUAUCUUCCUGUUUUAUUAGAAGACUGCUGAAUUCCUGAAUUGCUGCGUUGUCUGUGUAGCUCUUUGUGUGGCUAAGUGCUAAUUAGCUUUGCAGCUUAGUCUACAGUUAACAUGCAGCAUCUGCUUACUGCGACAUAGAGAUUCCUCAUUCCUGUGCACAGAGGCUUGCAGCAUUCCUUUAUUACUGACUUCAUGCACUCUGCAGAGGGAAGCCGCUCAUAAAAGGCAGAGAGCCAUGAAGUCACCAGAUUUUUAUGGGCUUCACAUACACGAGCACGCACACACGCACGCACGCAGGCACACAAACACACAAACUCACUUUCACCUUCUUUCAUACAUCACUGAGUGAUUUAUUUCACAAGACCACAAUUACACUUUCCCAUGACAGAAGACCCCCCUACCCCCACCCCUGCCACUCUCUCUCACCAAGGACAUUAGGCCUCACAGAAGUGCUAAUAUCGCAGGACAUUUGACAAAGAAUGGAGGCGUAACGCGUGAAGGACAUUGCCUUUUAAGUAAAACAACUAAUUUAUUUAUCCAGCAAUCCAUCAUUCACUUCCUCUCUGGAUUAGGUUAUAAAACAGUGCAUUUAGUAAAACAUUUGAAUGCUUUGGGAUAGUUUUGUUCAUAGUUUGACACUUAAUGACAUUGUAUUUCCAAUCGAUUGAUUUAAAGCUGAGAUUGAGUGGCUGCACUGCAUGAAACAUCAGAAGUCACCUCCAGCUCACAGCCAAAUGAGUCAUGGAUGGAGCAGAUGUUACCUCCAUGAUGGCUCUGUUCCCAUGUGGAGUCAUGUUUACGUGUGUGUGAGUCUGCAGCUUAUGUGUGUGUGUGUGUAUCAGGGAUGUUAACAUCAUUAUGUGAUGUGGCCUUUUAUUUGGGAGAACUGUUAUAUCUAUUCAUCUGAAAGGAGCAAACUGCAUGAUGCAUUUGCUGAAGCCCGAUAGUCCAGCUUGUGAUGUUUUGAUUGUGCCCCUGUGAAAAUACCAGUGUUUAUCUCAAUGGAGAGAGUCUGUGCUGUGAGCAAAGAGACAAAAAUAAGAUCAUUAAAUAGGAACUGCAGGAGGGAGAGAGCAGAGACGAGGAUGGUGGGGAAGCUUGAGAAACUGUGCCAUGGUAAAAGAGAGGGAGAAAAACAAGAAAAGAAAAGUCUCAUGGGGUGCCUGAGCUUGGAGCUUUUCCAGAUGAAAUGGUUGCUUUGCUUCUCAACCAGCGUCAGAAGGAGGAUAACAAGUAUGCUCACAAGUAUGACUUCUAUUGCAGUCACAUCACAUAGGUUGGUUAGAUGUAAUGCUUGAUUUCCUUUCCUUAUAUCGGGUCGUUGGGUACAAGACUAGCGAGCAGUCCUAUCACUGUUUGUAAAAUUAUUGAUACACUGCCUAUUGAAAAGCCUAUUGCUCUUUUAAUACUGCUCUUUUCUUGUUGUCUAUAUGUUCAUAUGGCAUUUUUCUGAUACUAGAGGACAUAUAAGAAAAAGAAGUGCGAAAUUGCAUUUCUGAGUAUUUCUGCAUUCAAAUCACUGUGAAUCUCUGGCAGACCCAAACGGCAGGUUCAAAAACAGUGAGAUUUCAAUCCAAGCUCCGCCCCCGGAGCCCCUCCCCCCGAGAGGACGAUCACAUAACAAGCGUCUGUGUUAGCGGAUUGAAAUGCUCUAUUAGCUUUUAUCAUGCCCCUAAAGACAUUAGUGUCCGAGAGCUGAAUAGCUCCUAUGUUACCUGUUUCUUCUACUACACCGACAAUGUUAGGCUGUAAGCUGACUCGAGGAGAAGUGUUGGAGCAGUGCUGUCUCCGCCCACGACUCAGAGGUGAAUUGCUAAUGAGCUAGGCUUGACUUGCUAGUGAUCAGGCUAGCAAGUCAACAUACUCCCACAUACUCUUGAUGUCAAGUUAACACCAUUUGAACUAUGUAUUGUUUUUCCACUUCACCCAACUUAACAAAUCCAUAAUAAUGCAGGAAUAUUGAAUCUACUCACAGAGAGGAAUCAAACAUGACAGUACCAGUGGUUAAUUAUGUCUUCAGAAAACCAGAUUUGUUGGUAAACCACAUUAAGUCUUAUUCUAAUUUCAGAAACUCAACGUAAAUAGAGAAAAAGAAAAAUGAUAUAAACUUUCCUCUGGAAACCUUGGUAACUGAAGCAGAGGAGUCUCUGCAGGUUGUAGAGUUAUACCACAUGGUGAGCUCUGGGUCGUAAUAUCCCCUUUGUGUGUUAAAAAGGAUCUCCUGCUGUUUUAACAUUUUACCAGAGGGAAACUGGACCCCUCUGAGGAACAUCUGUACGCCCAGCAUGAGCGCUUAUGUUAUGUACAGUAGGUACACGUGGACCUGUGUGACAGCAGGAAUCCACAUGUGUUUGAGUACUGUCAGUGAUGUACAAUCAGAAAGCUGCUUUAAAAGGGCUCUAUCAUUUUUCUUUUUUACAGUGGAUAGCAGAGCAGUAAUCCCUUGUUUUUUAGUCAGCGGUGGUUCUGCUCGAUGUUUCCCAGUGUGUGUGCUGAAUGCUAAUAGCAGUAUUACACAUGUCUUUCACUAUCCUGUGUGUAGCUUUAAGAUUUGUCUACUGAAAGCAAUCUCCUCUUGCCUCAAGGCAAAUAUUCAAGUGUUGGGGACUCUUUUCUUGGUCCAUUUAGAUUUAAUUCUCUGUGUAUGUGCGCAGACACACAGUGCCCUUUUGGGUAUGCACUGUGUAGGUGUGCAUGUGAGCGUGCAGAUCUGUACAUGCGUGCCUCCCUACGGGCAGCAGAGGGGUCCGUGGAUGUGACUGACGCCUGCAGGGGCUUUAGGGCAGCAGAUUGUGAGUGGAUGACUCAUCCAGCCCGGAUCCUUACUGGGGCUACUGCAGUGCAGCGUAAAACAGAUCCAGCUGGGAGAUAACAGAUGGGUCGGGAGGGACAAGGAGAGGGAAGCAAGCACAGUUAGAUAAGAGAAGACAAGAAAGGGGGGAGAAGAAAGUAAUCAGCCUUGAGCAGGUAGGGACGGCAGGGAGAUAAAGAGAGAAUUCAGCCAAGAGAUACUGACAGUGAGGAGGGACUCAGCCAAAUCAAACAGCAGAGAGUGAGAACAGUGGGUCUGUGGGGAUGCACUGUUUUCCAUACCUUCUCAGAUAUCACCAACAAAUUAAAAAUAGUAUGUUAUUAGUGCAACGACAGUAGAUCUGGAUAAGGUUUAAAGUAUUGAUUUCUUUCCAUUUGACUGACCUUUCCACCCUCACCCCCUGCUUCAUUGCACCAAGGAGGUGAACAGCCGCUCCAUUUUAGAGCUGAAACCUGGCUUCAAUUUCACUUCUAAUACAGGAUUGCCCAGUGGGGACAAAACUCUGAGGGCUGGGUUUUAAGUACAGAUAUGUUGUGUCAUGGUUGUCAUUUUCUAACAAGCCUGAGAUGUCAAGUGACCAGUCUCAUUUUUUAAAUAAUCCCUUGAGAAUUGAAUUCUCUUAGACCAGCUGACACAGUGCGUCCACUUUUGGCACGGUGCGGGUCAGCAUUGCAACAAAAAGCGAUGCUGCACUGGAUCACAUCCAGCCAUACCUGCAGUUGAAAAGCUCCUCUCCUUUCAUCUUUAUUCUUCUUUCACUACUCUGCUCCUGCUGUAUUGCUUUCCUUUUUCUUUUUCCUUGUCCUUUGCUUGUGGCUUAAAAGCAGAUUUCACUCACUGAAGCAGAGCACUUCCAUCAGGACUUUUUCCCUCAGGUGUCCUAUGCUUAACAGGAAAAAAAUCUCAGUUAGCUUUUUGACAGCUGCACCAGUAUUUCCAUCUGACACACUUGAUCCCAGCUCCUGAAGGCUGCUCCUUUCCCCAAGUUCUCAAACAAGGAAGUGACUCACCAGUCCUGAGGCAUACUAUUAAUACCAGUGUUAUAGUAGAAAUGGAAUAUGAACUGUAAUUUUACAGCAAGUUUCUGGUCUGAACUUUUACACAACAUGUCACAUUCACCAGUUUAAAUCACAUCCAUCCACUCAUGCCUGCCCAUCAGUAUUAAAUAAUCAUUCACUCCAGACUGGCGAUGCCACAGGGAGCAAUUUGGGAUUUAGUGUCGCCCAAGGACACUAUGGUAUGUGACUGCAAGAGGUGGGAUCAAAUCACAGAUUUAGAGACAGCCGACUCUGCCACUAAGCCCUGAUGUCAGCUCCAUCACAUUGGCUCAAACACCUUCGUAUUGAUUUCUCCAAAGCCACAUAGAUCCUGUAACGAUCCUUUUGUGUGUUUGUACAACGCAUCACUGUAAGGUAGGCAGGGGAGGCAUGAUGAUGUUUAUUAUAGUAAAACAUUAGAGUUUCAGCUUUUAUCUCUUUUGUUUUCAGAACUGUAAGAUCCAAAAGUAAAAGGUGCUGUAGGUCCUGAAAAAAACAAACUACAACACACUCAAAUAACAGCAACAUCAGCUCGAGUAAGCCUUCAACUUGUCUGUCGUCAACAUGAUGAAGUUAAUUGUCUCCAACUACCCCUUAGCUCUUUUCAGCAUGCCACUGACUUUUAGAAACCCUGUAAGCGCUUCAAAAACUCUCCAGUAGGAGUCUGAAAUAGCUUGUGUUCAAGAUCCUGCAUUAUACAUCUAAGCAAAAGUGCUGUUUAAAGAUUCGUUAGCUCGAAAUAGAGGAAACCAUAAGAACCAAAGAAAAACUCAGCUGAAAAUCAUUAAAGAUUGAAACAAACCCUAUCAACUCACAAAGAGAAUUAAUUAAAGAAGUUGACUCUUUAACUUUGAGUGACCUUUCUGUUACACAACCUUUGACAGGAGUGCACAUGCAGACACCAGAGGGCUGAAAACUGGACAGUGAAGCUGUCUUUGUUUUGACUUCAGCUCUGUUCUGGAGGUUAAUGACAGACGGACAUGGCCUGUAACCAUCCUAUUCUUAGCCUGGCCUGUUUGCACAUUUUGAAUAAGAGCACUGGUGAGGUAAACUCAUUAAACGUCCUCAGCCAGAAGAAAUCUGAAUUAAAUUGUUUAAAUCUGUCAAAGAAAAAAGCAAAGACAGAAGGAAAUUCAGCAGCUGUUGUAGUUUUUUUGUCUGUGAGAGCUGCUGUUUGCUUCUGUCUGUCGGUGAGUUUCUCUCGGGUGUUUUCCUCUCCCUUAUUUCUCCUCCUGCUUCUCUUUCAGCAUCAGUAUUCAGGCCAUGCUUGAUGUUUUAUUCAGGACUGCUGUAUUACAUAUUCUGGGCAUCAAACACUGCAGGAGAAGCUGCUGAUGGCUCAGGGCGGGAAGGGGGAAAUUCUCUGAACCUGUUAUCACAGGUUGAAGGUUUGUCUUCUCUGACAGAAUGAAUGAGAAAGUGACUAUCAGGAAGUUUAGGUUAUUUGCCAAUGAUAUACCUUACUGAAAGUUUAGUUAUGUUACACUACAAUAUAAUACUGUUAGGUUUGGGUUUAUGUGAUGAUUUCAAAGUUUGUAUCACCAUCCUUGGAAACAUUGAACCUUUUUACCUCCAUGCACUCAAAUAUCUGCAAACACAGAUAAGCCAAAAUUGAACCACCUCCAUACCCAUACACACUCAUUCUCCUUUUAUUCAGGGACAUUCAGGUCGGAUCAUUAUUAGCCAAAUAUAUUACCCAGAGGUCUGCAAUCUCCUACAAAGCCAUUCACUGGCUGGUUAUUGGCUCUUAUGAUAUAUCUGCUGACAUGUCAUGAAUAUAAUGAAAGCACGGAAACAUAAUUUGCAGACACGGACAUUUUUAUAUCCUUUCAGACCUUGUGAAUGUACAGACGGUCAUGCAUAGUGCUUCUGCUCAAAGGGUCAAAGGUCAUAAAGCAGGUCAACUGGGUCAGUCAGGCUUUCACUCAUUUCACUUGAGAUAAAGCAUUGAUUUAAAAAAAAUCUGUAUAAAAUUGUAAGAUAUGAGACUAAAAAUGCAUUUAAAAUGAGAACACAGAGCUAAAAAUUUUAAAUAAAUGAUAACUUGAAAGAGCAUAUAUUAGUGAAAAGCAGUGUUGUUUUCGUUGACGAUGACGUUGACGAAAAUAUCUCGUCAACGUCAUCGUCAACAAAAACAGCACUGCAGAAUAUAUGUUUAGCGUUUGACUGAUGAAAUACUCAUGAAUUUUGCAACUCUGUUCGUCGUCCACCACUAACGUUUUCGUCUAGUCUUGUCUCCUCAAUGUAAACACACAUUUGUCUCGUCACAUUUUAGUCAUCUAAGACUUAUGUUUAGCUCGUCAACGUCGAAGUAGAAGAUUUCAGAAUACAGCAGAUGUCAUAAAAAGUGCCCAUCCUCUGCCCAAUCAUGCUCUGAAUUUGCCCUCUUCUCAGCUCUUGAGACUUAAAAUAUGCAGCUAACAAAAUGUGACACAGCAGUGUACAGUAUGUUCUCUGUGCUCUAGCAGAUGCAUUAACUCCUUUGCCAGGAGAAGUAAAGGGGGCAUAUGGACCAGGGGGAAAAAAAGGAAAGAGGAGGGGAUGAAGAGCAGCAGAGAGCAGGAGGAGAUGAGAGGAGGAAGUCGUGGAGUUAAAGGGGGAAUAGAGGAGGAUGUUGCACACAAAAGGGGAGUGGGAGCUUUGCUCUGAGGCAGCUGCAGCAUCAUGUCCUCAGUCUGAUGCCUAAUUUAGCUGAUGAAGGGACAGUAAUGAGGGACCGGAAAACAACAUGAUUCAUUGUAUUCACGUUUUUUACCCAGCAGCUUUCAGGGAGGAGUUUAGGUGUUUUUUAGUGAGCUUGCUUGUAUGUAUCUAUAAAAAAAAACAUGUCGCCAUGGACACGCAGUGCACACACAUCAAUUUCUCACUGACUGCAGCUCUGAGUCUGGCUGGUUUGUGAGGGAUUAUACUCAGAUUAAUCAGAGCACAGUGACUUUGCAUCAUUCUGAGGCUGUGUGUGACUCAGAAUCAGAAAGCUGCAGAGAUAAUCUGUGAAACGUGCUGCAUGUGCCCCACCAGACCAACAAAAUGUACCAUGUGACAGGGUCACAAACUCAUGAUCUCCCCCUUUGUGUCUUUUAAGCAAAUUCCCUUUGGGACUUUUGGUGCAGUGGUAUGAUUUUUAAACUCCACCGUUAUCGAAUGGAAACUGCACAAUCUAUGCUGAGAAAUUCCUCAAAAUGUUUAGGAUGAGAGCUAGAGUACAGCAUAUAAGCUUUGUUUUUGCAUAUUUCACUGUUAACUAUGUACCAAAAUCUUAUCAAAUAUACAGUCAUUAAUUAUGACUAAUUUUGCCAGAUACUGUUUUGUGAUUAGCCUAAUGUUGUAGCUCACAGUGAGUAGUAAAUCAUUUAAUCACAAUGCUGCUAAGUGUAAACAAGCUUCCUCAUCACCCACUGGAUGUGUAAAGGAAAGCCACAGACUUGUGUGUAAACAAAGUUAUUGUCCUGCUGCUUGGACAAAACAUGACAAACAGACUGAGCAGUGGAUUAGACCGCUUAAAUUAAAUGCAAAUGAGGGUUGUUUUUUUAAUUAGGAGAUGGAGGAGGAUGGGCCUCUGUGAAUUUGUAUGAAGGUGUGUAUUUGGAGUAAUGUGAGCAGGUGUUUGGAAUAUAAAGGUAAAUAAGGUGGUGUGGAUGUUUAUUUAUUUGCUUUGAAGGAUCACAUGAGAGAAGGAAUCUGAAUUUUAGUUAAAAAAAGAUAUAUUUUUCUACCAAACUUGUUAACUUGUGAGUUUAUCUCCAUUUAAAAAUAAUGAUAGUAAUAAUAAUACAUAUGCGAAUAAAAAUAAUAACUAUGCUGUACAAGUAUAAAUUAAUACGUAUAGUAUUGAUUUGCAUUUUAAAUCAUUUUAUUAUUGUUGUGUGUAGUAGUAUGAGUAAAUCAAGACCCUACUGCUCUGCAUUGGAGUCUGGAUCACCCUCUUGAGAUGCUAAUUUGCAUAACCACCUGCUCACUAUACUACAUCAACCAGCUUCAUAACCAGCUACCAGCUAAACCUUAAAAAGCUGACACACAUGAUUUCAUGGGGUUUUUAAAUCUGAAAAUCAUUUAUUUAUACAGCUUAAAAAGUCUCUCCAAUUGCACAGCAAGUACUGACUGUUGCCGUGGCAACAUACUCUCAUCAGUCUCCUUGCAUUAAGGAUUAAUAUUAGAAGGAACAUCUCAGCUGACACUCAAGUCAAAACAUGAGCUGCUCUUUUAAUAAAUUACAUCAAACUCAACAUUUCCAUGAAAUGUAAUGUUAGAGGGGGUGAACAGGACUUUAGUGACAGAUAUUCAUGUAGGCAUUUUUGUCCCCAUCCAUUCUCGUGUGGAACGAGGGUCUCUGCAUUUGACAGACCUUUUAACAUACAGUAAAAUAAGUUGAACACAGGUGUUUCUGUCCCUUAUGGCUUCAUUGAUUUUGUAGAAUCAGUAGCUUAGAGAUGCACCCACUAGCUUUGUUGUCAUCUGGUUGUCCCCUGGUGGCUUUUGCUCCUGAGAGUUAGAUUCUGUUAAUGCAUUCAAUGUUAACAUAUUAAUGCAAUAAAUGCUGAAACCAGAUAGAAACGCAGAAUGACGUUAUACAAGUCAGAUGUGGGAGCUAACACUAAAGGUCACUAAAGCUGAAGAGGUCCUUACAGAAGUUUAAUGUGGUAGGUACAGAGUCAUUUUCUACAGUUUUGCAGCUCUUUUGUAUCAUAUUUCCUGAAGUAGAUAUUUCUGUCUCAUAGUGACUUCAUGAGCUUUAAGCAACUUUGGUUCGUGAGUGUUAUUCAUUCAUGUUUUUAGAGGGAGUUAGUCACCACAAACCUUUAACAUGAAGAGACUGAUGGGAAGACCCCAGUAUCCACGCAGUAGAUGUAAAGUUACUGACUGUGUGUAUUAGUGCAUACAUUUGUCUAGGCUUGUAUCCAAAUAGUAUUAUCCACCACAGUGAAGGCACAAACACAAAACAUCAUCAGUAGGUUUUAUUAUCACUACAAAAGAGUCUAGUUACUCUCAAAUAAGCCACAUUAGCCUGACAAGUCCAGAUAUAAAUCCUUUAAUGCUGAAUAUAAGUACUUGAUUUAAUGUAACACAUAAAAAGUGGUUUUAAGCGUUACAUCUUGUCUGAAGAAACUAAAAAAAAUAGACUUGUUUGCAGCUGUUUUUACUCAUCACAGCCAAUAUAGUCCACACAUUUGGGUAACAUCUUAAAAUCAGUUUGCUCCGUAUUAUAGACUUAUGCUGUCGAUUACAGCAGACUUUUCAUAAAUCACGCUCUCUGUUAUGUUACGGCGCUCAGUUCUUGUUAUUAUUGAGCUCUGAGUUCACACCUUCUCAGGAGACACACUCUGGUACACGCUGACCUGUUUCUUACUUUUAGAAGCAAUCUCAGUGUUGCUGGGUAAUAAAAAUUAUGCUGGUAAUUACUUCAAUACACUUAUGAUCAGGCCUCAAUAAUGGAGAAGGUGUGCCUUCAAUAAACCUCACAAUGUAGUAGACUUAUCUGUGCGGCUGGUCCUAAUCCUAUGGCAUUAAAUUCACAAUUUUUUUUCUUUUAUAAUCAAACAUAAAAUACUUGUGAUUUAAAAAGUUUCAAAUUAAGGAAUUAAACUUACUUUUCAGGCUGAUUAGGACACUAAUGCUCGAAAAUAUUCAGUUUAUGAUCCUCAUUGUUAGUGGAGGGCUGAUGAUUGGCCCAACGGAGAGCCUGAAACCAUUGAUGAUGAUCGUGACUUUUUGUUUUUUUCUCAAAAAUAUUCCCCUUUACUUUUGCCCUCUGACUAAUAAAUGACCCACCUUACAUUUGUACAUCCUUUUAUUUGAUAUUUGAAUACACCACAGUGCUUUUUCAACUAACAUGAACUGUCUCUGCAUGAAUGAGGAAGUUCCGCCUUCAUUAUUUUGUGUAUCCUUAUAUUACCUUUUUUCUUUUGUUCUCCUACUGUUUCAUCUUCUUAAUGGACAAAAAUCUAAUCUAAUCAGACUGCUGUUGAAAAGCAGACAGUCAAUACCAAAAUGGUUCAUGCUGUCCUCCGGCUGUAUUAACAUUAGGGCUUAUACUCUGGUAGAUACCCAUGCGGUGUGAUUGAAAGUCUGCUGCUGUCUUGCUGUUUUUUUAUCUGCUCAUUGAUUUUUUUGUGUAAAAGCUGGGCUGCUUGUUAUUUGCUGGAUUCAUUAUUGUGUUGUCGCUGCUGGAUGGUUGAGCCUGAAGUCAGAAGCACAAAGACAUUUAUCUUCAUCAAUGCUUGUGAUGAAUCUUUUCUCAUGCUGGCCUGCAUUUCUUUUUCUUUGUCAUGUCAAAAGCUCAUGUGGAACGAGGUGUUGGGUUCAGGGACCUCAGUGUUGACAGUGUGUUUCAGUGUGCCCUCGGUCUCACAGAUAAUGGACUCGGUUUGUGUACACAUCUUGUGGAUCAUGAAAACAUGUUUUCCUUAUAGUGCAAAACUCUGCAGACAUGGCACCACAGCAUUUACACUCUGUCCGCUGUCCGUCUAUUAGAUUUCUUGUAUUUUUUAAAUCAUAUUAUCCCUUUUUUUAUCAACUCUUUUUUGUGCAUGUUAUGUAGGUAGAGUAUGUCCUAAUUCUACAUUUGCUCAAGCUUAAGAUUUUCACUUAAUGAUCAUAUAAGGCAGAAAGAAAAGCUGCAAAUCUUAACAUUUCAGAAGCUGCAACAAGGACAUUUAAACUAAAGUGACUUAUGCACUACAGAAGUCAUGACCCACAAUUUUAUACCACAUUCUUGAACACUACAGUGAAAUACACAGUACCAUUAAAGGCCAUGCGCUGAGUUUUAUACUGAGGUUAAGACAGCCUCAUUCUUAUUCACAUGCCUAUCAUGAUCCACAUAUCGAUGUAAAAUAAUCAGCAACAAGAUCGGCCAUUCCUGACACUGAAUGUCACGGCUUUUGUUUGAGUAAGGUUGUUUGAGUAAGGUUUUUUCCUGAAAAAAAAAAUGUCUUCAAUACAUAUUUGAUGUUUUUGUGUGACUCACUGUGACUUUACCUGCCGUAAUGAUGCAAUUUCUAGCAAGGUAUUAAAAGAGUAUCUAUCCUUUCCUUUUCUUUUCUUUCCUUCUCUAAGCCAACGGUUAUACAUCUUACAUGCGAGUUCAUUAAGUUAUGUUGUUAUUUUGGUACAGUUAGUCUUACAUAGCUGUAAAUCAAUAACUCACCCCAUCACUUUGCAUCCAGCAUAAAAAAAUGUGUCUUUAAUAAAGAAAAGUAGUUUUAAAAAAAGAAUUUGCCCCCACAUACAUUGUACACUUCUUUACACAGUGGGUGAUGGUGUUCAUGGGAAAUGCAGUCUUCAUCCUGUAAAAACACUAUUUCAUCUAAAGGGGUCACCAGAAUCAACACGACAUGAAAGUUCCUCACAGUGCCUUUACUGAGGAUCUUUUGUCAUCUAUCUAUCUAUACAUUUUGAUUUGCUAUCUAUCUUUGUAUUUGCGACACCUUUUUCCCUCCCUUCCCUCAUAGCUAUUUGACUGUUAAAUACUUUCCUUUAACUUAGACAAAUCUGAGUAUCCACAGUUUGACAGUCUCUUUAAUUUAAGCUGUAAAUCUUGUGUAAACAUGAUGCUCACAGCAUCAUUUCCCUCACCUAUAACCAAGUUAACCUCAACAAAGAUUCGGCUAAGGCAUCUCUGUAAUGUUUUUGUGUGAGGCAAUAUGGGAGGCCAUGUGCUAAUGCUAUUUUCCUCUUUUACUGAAAGUUAGAUGGGCUAAUGAGGGUUGUAAUCCAAUUACUCUGAUAAAUGUCAAACAUUUCCUCAUGUUUUCAUCAGGUUUUCUUACUUAAAAAUGUCAAAUGAUGGAUAACAGCAGCUUGCUUGUGUUGACUGAGGAUUUGCGUGACAUUUCAGGACUCACACCAGGUCAGGUAUUAUUGUCCCUCCUCUGUGUGAGAGCACACAGAGCAAUUUGUGUUUAAGGUCAAACCUCUCAUGGAGGACAGAGUGGAGAGGGCCCCUCUGGGACUAAAAUAAGUAGAAAAAAAACAACCCAGCUCCAAACAUGCAGUCGGAACAGUGGGAGAUUUAUAACAUGGAUGCUGUGUUUGUAGAUUUUACCCACCGAGCAUUAUAAUCUCUACUUUUAUAGAUUCCACGUGUACAAAAGCUUCUCUGUACUGUGGAGACACACUACAAUCUCAGUGGAUCGCUUAAAUGCCCAACAGCAUGCUCAGCUUGUGUGUGUGUGGAUUUGAAGCGCAUCCUAUUUUCUCUUACUUCUUUAGAAAUAAAUAAUAUCGCAGAGGUACACACUUAUUAAGCUUACUUUAUUUUGAUUCAGUUUUUUUUUACUCAGUGCAGAAUUAUAGCUGAACAGCAGCUGGACUGUAACCUUAAAGAUGGAUGAUGUAUUAGAGAUAUCAUUAUGAAUACACACACAGUGCAGUCCAUCAGUGUGACUUAUAGCUUUAAUAACUCCCAUCAAUACUCAUUUUCAGUACUCAUUGUCCUCAACAGAAUCACUAUUAUGCUCACACUGCUUUAACUUACCACACUGCUUGUAAACAUUAGGAUAAUAUGACUGAAGAAGUGCUGUAUCAACAACACACGAGUCCUCUCUCCAGACCUCAGAGUGCAGUGAUUAUUUCUGCUGAGAGACUCACUCAUGUUUCAAAUGGAAAUUUCACAGCAGCAAUCAAGUGCAGAGAAAGACAGUGUGUUGUUCACUGCAGGUAUCUGGAGUGCUGUAACAGUUAAGUGUCUCUGCACAAGUGUGUUUCUUACUGUAUGAGGCUGUGCGUGCUCCAUGAGUGUCUGUGUGUGUGUCUGAGUGUGUCUGAGUGAAUAGUGAGUCACUGGAUGUCAGUAUGAAGUAUCCCGUCUUUGUUUCACGGUCAUCAUCCUCUCGCUCCAUGUUGGUCAUGAAUGAAAAUGAGAGACUUUGUCUCUAAUGAUUCUGAUUUCCUCAAAUAUUUUCAUUACCUUUUAACUUGAAGGUUAAAUUUGAUUGUAUCACAUUCUCUGGCACCCGCAUCUCAGAUUUUUUCAGCUUUAAAUCUUAACAAUAGUGCUGUGCACGUUGAAUGCUUUUUGAGCUUGUCAGUCACUCAGAGCUCAGCUGGUUUAGCAGAGAGUGUUAACAUCCUUUAUUGACAGUCAGCACCAGCACCUCCUUUUUAAAGACAUAGUUUGAGAUUGGCCUGGGUAUGCAAGCAGGUGUAAGCAUAAAACUGAAAGUGACAUCUUUCGUCAAAUAUGUUUCCUUAAAGCUACUAAGAGGAGUUUUUAAUUGGUUGUGACACAGAUUGAAAAUAAUACUCAUACUAACUAAGAUUGACAAUUUUAACCUUGUUAUUUUUAAUCCAAUUAACAGCUGUUAGAGGGUAGAUGUAGAUGUCUGAUCUUAAUAUCUUUCCUUAAGCAGUGUCUUCUUACCAAAGUCUCGUCCUGCUGAAUUUUGACAGUUAAAUGUAUCAUUAUUUUUGAAUAUUUCAUGUGGAAAACAUAUAAGCAGGGCUGUCUCUUCAGCUGCUCCUCUGAUACCUACCCCCUCGCAUUGUUUUCAGGUAUUGAAAGUUACAAAAUCAAAAUUGCGUAUCUUGCCACUGAUUUUGUAUAUCAUAAAAAGGCAACUUUUUGAAUUUCAGUCAAUUUCAUAGACAUAAAAAACUCCUCCAUAAAAAGCUUGAAGUGAAUCAAAUGUAGCGUCCUUUUCUAUGGCUUGUUGAUCAGCUAAAUUUGAAAGCAGGAGUGAUAUGAUGUUUGCUAAAAGUAGCUGAAGGUAAAAAAAACAUAAGUACCACAAAGCCCACUUAGAGGAAACAACUGCACUUUAAUAGAUUGCACUUUUAAGAAUUUAUUGUGAAUAUUUAAAGGAUAAUAUAUAGCAAACAGGUGACAUGCAGAUUAGAAACCUGACUAGAUGAGAUGAAUCCUAAAGGUCUCCUGCUCCGUCUCACCUGGUCCCUGUACAUUAUACUGCUACAAACUAAAGCUGAAAACAGGCAGACACUUUUAAUUUAAAGAAGGUCAUUUUUAUUUUUACAUUUUUUAUUAAUGCAGCUUAAAAAAGUGCAUAAAAUUCUUUGUAAGGAAUCACUUCAAUGGCAAGUCCUGUACUCCAGGCCUGUAAUACUGCCAAAGCCAAGACCGUGUUCCUGUCAGGGCAAAAAUUGAGUCUGUUUUCUUCAAUUUGGGCGAUGUCUCUAUCACUAAGCGCUUUGUAUAUGUUUUCUAAUCUAGCAUUUAUUCCAAACAAUUUAAUUGUUUCAGUUUUUUUCAUGUUUCAUCUUCACUUUUUAUCACACCUGUAUUUAUAUGUAUUAUAGAUAUUUGAGAGAAUAACAUGAAAUCUGAUAAGAGCACACCUUUCCUCAGCUUUGACAAUAAUACCUGUGGACUCUUUUCCAUGGAUUGAUUUAAUGUGGGUUUUGAACAAUCAGGAUUAAGUACUUAAACAGCUGGGUGAUAACGCUGAAAGCUGGGCAAUAACGGGCUGUGAUUACAAACAGAUGAAGAGUUGUCCUGUGUUACAAAGACCAAGCCAGCAGGUUUUAGACUUCCUUCAUGGAGCUUUCUAAAGUGCUGCUGUAGAUUUAAAAAAGGUGUUUUUCCCAUCCUUAUUUAGCAUUGUAAAGUUUGUUAACACCAGUUAUGCCAUAUACAAGAAAACACAAAUUAAAUUGAGCUGUCAAAUCAUUUUAAUUGACAUAAAGAAUAAGAAUUUCACACAAAUUAAUAAACAAUGUGAUUGGUCAGAAGCAGUGUUUGAAACUGAUCAAUAUAACCUGUUGUUUGAAAACAGUGUAAGAAAGACAGAAAAAUGAUGUUCAGCAAGUCUAGGUGAGAAAAACAAACAAGCAAGAAAAGCAGAGAGUGCUUUGGAUGUGUUUGCAAGUGGGAAUUAAAAGGGAGCAUUAAACACAUUGAGUCUUUCACACCUUUACUGUGUUCCUGGGAAGAACUGGAGGAGGUCUGGCAGGAAAAUACUGACAUUUCUAUUGUCCUGAAAACACUGAGCACUGCCAUCAGCCAAUUGUAGAAGAAUUUAAUACUGCAGAGAAACGACGUCUGCUGAAUGAUUCUUGAUUUAAAGAUCUUAUUAUUUGUGUGUUCUGGUUUUAUUUUAGUUGUUAACAAAAAUUUAAACACAGAUUUGAUUUGUACUUCUCCCCCGGAUAAACGGAAGCAAACAUUCAAAGUCAAAGAAUAUCCUGAUAUCACAAAAUACUAUUCGUCAUACAUAGUGAUCUUCGUCAUGCACUCUCAGUCCACUCAUGCAUGUCAGCAAAAUCUCUCCAUCAUUCAUGAUGCGUGUGCUGUUACUCAUCCACCAUCGUUGUCACAUCAUGGACAUAAUAUAUCCUGAUGCUCACAAACUCUGGCACGCUUCCCCCACACAAACAUCCAUGCUGCGCCAGCUGGUUCUUCCUCACCCUCCUCCCUCCCCUACCUCUCUACCUUCCCUUCCUCUCCUCUGUUUUGUGGAGCAGUACAGGGAUGGAUGGUUCGACUGGAGAGUGCACACAUCUCCCCAGCUCCAGACUCAUUCCUGCUGUUACAUAAGACCCAUGCAAAGGCUUACAAAUCAGAUUAUAAUAGCCACGGGCCACACACUCAGGGAGGAUAGAGGUCAGUGAAGCAACACGGCCAAACAGUGGACUGAUGCUGGCAUGACUGUGGACAGAGGAGAUGCUGGCACGCUGUCUUGUCUGGGUCCUCAUCCUUUCAGUCUGUAUCUGUUCUGCAGGUAGUGAAAAGUUAGGGUUAAAGCUUCCUAGAUGGUUGUUAUUGUGUGUCUCUGUCCCUUUAUAAAACAUAAAACAGGCACAUUGUUGAAUUUUGUCCCUUUGAAUGCCGCCUCAGGCCCCAAUGUUCCGCAGGAUUACAAUCAUCCUGGAACAGCUGUAGUCUGAGCAGGAACCAGCCACCCCCACACCGUGUCUGAACACCAGGAUUUUCGAAUAACAAAUAGUUUUUCAUGUCUUUUCAUUACCUUUCAUUACAGGUACAGUUGUAAAGGUAGCAUGUGAAUAAAGCAUCAGAUUUCACUCACAGUUCUGUCCAAGGUGCUCUAGUACUUCCCUAGAAAUCCUGAUCCGCGAAGGUUUAACUGUGAUGGGCUGGAUUCCAGUUACGGUUAAUGCAGUGAGACAUAUUGUUGAGUCACUGUGCAGGAGUGAGUAUACCCGGCGCAGCAUCGCAUGAGAAACGUGAUGCCUAAAACAGCAAGGCCUGAAGGGUGUUUGGAGGUGAGACGAGAGGCAAAAGGGACGUGAUGAAGACAGGAGAGGAAAGGAAGACAGAAAAUUCGAGGAGAGUCUAAAAGUGUAAGAGGAAAAUACAAUGAGACUGAGAUCUUCUGGCCAUUGUUAUGCAAUUGUUUUUUUACUUUUCCCAAAUUUUCCAGUUCACUCUCAAAUCUCUCAACUGACCAGAGCCUCUUUUUUUUCUCAAACCAUCUUUUGUCUUCUUUCACAACAAUCAAGGUGAAAAUGGAGAGAAAAGGAUGGAAAACAAACCAGUUUUACAGCAGCUUACACAAACCUAACAAGCAGAUGUAAGGAGAAUAUCUUUUUUCCCUCGCCACAAUAGGAGAAGCUUCUACUUAGAUCCUUCCCCACAAAGGUGACAAAGGGCAGUAGGUGGAGUAAGAGGGGGAGGGCUGUUUUAAUGCUGUCAGGAAGAGUCAGAUCUUCUUGUUAUUGUCCAGCAGCAGGGGCUGUCCUUCUAAUAGCCUCACUAAUCACUCUUGUCAUUUUUAAUCUCCCUCUUUCACCCUGCGCGUAUUUAAAGCAAGGCCUCUGUGUGCCCAGCCGGGAUUAGAACCAUUGAGGGGGGAGAGGGAGGAGGAAGGGAGGGGAGAGCAGCAGAAGCAGUGGUAGCACGCUGCUUUUAUGCCUCACAUUGGGUGCCAUGUGACUGAUGCUCGUGCUAGCCGUGCCGUUGUGAAUGCUAAAAUGUAAGCUAGCGCACAGAUGCUUUAGCCAGUGAUGUGCGCAAAGCAAACAAGGAGUGGAGACCGAUGGAAAAAAGAAACUUAAACUGUAUCAAAAAAUUUAAUUUAUGUAUUGUCUCCUACUGAAUAGAUACCUCAUGAGCAAACAUAAUCCUUUUAGGUUUGCAGGUUAAAGCUAACAUGUUCAAUUUUACACAUCGUGUUGCAAAAAAUUAUUAUUCUGUACACUCAGAAAAAUAAAUCAUAGUAUAGUUUAUUUUUAAGUAUUACUAUCUAUUUGGUUUUGUUUAAAUUAUUACAUUUUUUAGAACUUAUUUAUUCAAAUUUCUUAAAAUCAGCAUAAAUCUGUUAAUUGUGAUAAUAAUUCAAUUCAACCAGUUAAAAUAUAUGAAUAUGGUUUGAAUAUGAUGAGCUAUGGAUCAACCACGAUUCAUUUAGUUAGCAUUUAUGAGACAGAAACAGAUUAAAUUUACCAAUGAUGAAUGUAUAAAUCUUCAUUAUUUAAUCUAAACACAUUGGGUUUAUUGUUUUUACUACAUAGAUAUAAUUCUUAAUUGUUUCAUUUACAAUUAAAGAGGUAAUGUUCCAUUAAAUCCAUUCAUUGAAAUGUUGCUCUGUGAUGGUGCUUCACAUUUGAAAUCUUAUUGUAAAAGUGAAAGUUAAGAGAGCUACACAAGAAGUCUGCCUGUGUCGGCUCAUUACAUAAACAAGCAUCCACCAGUAAGAAAUCUGCAGACAGGAAAAUCCCAAACAAGCUCAGAUAUUAAAACAAUCGUUUAAAACAUGUGAAAACAUCCUCCUUAUAGAUGAGUCUGCAGAUUAAAAAAAUCAAUUGCCAUGCCAAACAGACCUCAUUAAGUAUGUGAGGUUUGGAAAAACAAAGCAGAUGUAAAACUAGUCGUUCAACAUCAGACGUCUGUGUGCCUCUCCAAGUAUGAUGUUGUAGUAUUGAUCACUCCGUGUCCUGCAGUGACUGGCGUAAUCUAAUCCCUGACUUCCGUUUGAAAGCAACAACAGAUGCUUUAUGUGUCACAGCCAGUCUAAGGUUGGUGUCCUCCUCAGCUGUUUUAAUAGUAUUAGUUCACACACAGGUGUUAAUCCUUGCUGUUUUAACCCUCCCGUUGUGUUUGCCUGGAGUGUUUCCAUUAAUCUGCAUGGGCACGUCUUUUUAUAGAAAAGAAAAUACCGCUAACCUGCAGAGGAGUUAAAUUUAGCAUGGUGUGAUUCCAUUAUCUGAGAAUGGUUUGUUAUUCUGGGCGAGCGCUGUGAAGGUACUUACAUAAAGUAUCGUCAUUGAUGAAACCUGAAAAGCCUAAAGCACAAAUACAACACCAAAUCAUGAAAAAAUAUAUAAACUGUUUGAAUAUACUUUGAGAUAUGAGGUCAUUCACGUGGUUGCUAAUGGUUAAAUGAGAAUAUUAAAAUCACUGACAUUGUGAAACUCAAAGUUAAACACUUAGGAAACAAGGUCUGUAUUUGUACAGAGGUAAUAAAAUAUUCCUGCAAGAAUCUCUGGUACUUCGAUUUAGGCGAAGAUUUAUUUUAUUUCAAUUAUUAUUUGGUUCUUCAGACUGGCACAUUUGUUAUGUUCCUGUCUUAGAAACUCCAGACUCAAAUAUCUGUGGAGCGAAUAAAGAUUAGGCUAUAUAUGAGUCAGGAAAAGUAACAGACACCAACAGUGGAAACUUUUUAUCGUGUCAACACCAGAAAAUAGGAUGAGAUUGCUAAUAAAUCCAGAUCAGAUUGACUGGCUUUGAUAACUUCAUGACUUCCCAGGAUGAGUUCCUGUGGGUGUGUGAGCAGAAUCCCUUUAAGAGGAGUAGUAUGCAGAGUACCUCAGCUGACCCAUGGAGCUGGUUUUUAGUCGUACCGCACCUUGGCCGGGCUCUAUGUUGUACACUGAUGUGUCCUUAAAAACAUCCCCUGUGAGAGCGUGUUAGGACAUGCUCUCUGCUGUCCAACCCAUGCAGUGAUGCGAGGGAUUUUGGAGGAGGAGGGAGAGAGGCCGCCCGCCCACAGCCAUUGCAAAGAUCCCAGGGCUAUUUACCGCUCCACUUUUAGGUUCUUUAAUCUGGUGUGAUUUGGUGAACAUAGACGCCAGCUGGAGAGAAAAUGAAGUGAGGACAGAGACCUGAAUCCUUCAGGGAAGUGGACCUGAAACUUCUACAAGAGUGGUAUAUUUAGGCGAUUUAGCAUUUAGCAUUCGUGACCCCCCUUUUUUUUCAUCUGUCCAUCCCUGAUGUUUGUUUCACUGGAUUAUUGGCCAUUAGAUUAGACCUAAAGAUGCUGUACAACUUUAUAAAGGACAAAGUUAUAAUCUAAAGCAGUCUGUGUUUCAAACAUGUCUUCAGGGCAUCAUUUUUAGAAAAGAUCUGAAGUAGCCUGGAAUGUGAAAUCUACUUUACAUGAGGCACAGCCCUGAGCUCUGCAGUGAAACUUUAUCCCUGCCUCUCCCUCUAACUGAAUCAUAAAUCCAGUUGCAUGAGCCGAUACGUACAUACAUCAGCCCUGUGUUAAUCUACGCAACCAAAGCUGCCCUGGAUAUGACGUCUCAGUCUGUGACGUCACAGCGUUACACAUCAUCUACGCCACUGCUGCUAUUUCCUAGCUGCCAACUGCGCAUUACACUCAUCCCCGUAAGGUUCACUUCCCACUGCUGCUCUGUUCACCUUGUGGCGUCCUUCUCCUGGAGGGAGGAGGAGGAAGAGGCUGAAAGAGAGUGAUGUGAGAGAAGACAGAGAGGAGGGUUGUAAAGUGAGGGGCAGAUUCUUUAGACACGCAGAGGUUUCAGAUCGCUGAUUUUCUUCAUCAGCAGAUUGGUUCUAUUUUAAAUAAGAGUGAGAAACAGAUCGAUCAUGUCCUGUAGUGAGACGCUACAAUCACUCUGUGUUUGUGUAUGUUGAGGUCACUCCUGCGUGCAACUCCCCCCCGUUGGUGCUCUAAAUUACCAACUCUUCAGCAAAGCACAACACUGCUCUGUCUUUGCUCACCACUUUAGAGAGUCUGGGGAAUGAGUGGUGACAGCAGCUAUAGGCAGCAGCAGCAGCAGCACUGUUCCACUUACUCAAAACAGCCAUCAACAGCUCAUUUUUAUUCAUUCAGAUGCUCUUCCCCUGCCAAGCUAUGUGCAUGUUCCCACAGGCAAGUGCCGCCUGGUUGAGUUGUUUUUCAUCCAUUUAGCUUGAGACAGACCCAGACUGCUUUCCCGCACUUUAUCUGCCAGCCAGCAGAGUCAUAGAUGUGGGACAGACACAUAAAGAGAUAAAAAGUCAUGAUUGAAUUUAGAGGUCUGGUACUUUGUGAGGGGGAGUCUGUUUUCAUGCUGAAGGUCCCACACUGUUGUAGUAUUUAUUAUAUUAGAAUAAGCAGUUGGCACUGUCCUCUAUCAGAGCUCAGAUGUGAUCCAGAAUUUUUACACCUUUUACCCAACUGUGAAUAAAUGAAAAAAAAAAAGCUACUUCAACCAGUAAGAUUAAGGGUUUUUCUUCCUUUCAUCUAUCAUCUGUGCCACUUCUUUCAUUUUAUGGGCGCAGGAUUUAAACCAGGAACCUUUUUGUUGUGAGGCAGUCGCCCUAAAAUUAGAUCAGCAUGCUGCCACUUUCUUUUCUUUGUUUUUGUUUCAGCACAAACUGGAUCGAUUGGUGAUGGAAAGAUGGUCAGAUUGCACAUUUACUAUUUUUUAUUGAAAUAAACAAACUGUGACUCAGCACCAGGCGAAAACUUCUAGAUUAAUUGUUACUGAUAUCAUUGCUCAGCAGUGAUUUAUUGUUGUUAUAAUUGUAGCUGAGGUUUGCCAGUAGUUCUUUUCUUUUUAUGUUUUGAGUUUUGUGCCUUCAAGUCCUGCGGGGGUGUGUACCACUCUGUAUAUGCUGCUUAUUUUGAGUAUUGGAGGCUUCUUUCAGAGUUUAUUCAAACCUCUCUGCCAGUUUAUUGCCAAGUGUGAGAUUAUGGACAACUUAGUCAACCCACACUCCUCCUUAUAGUUAUAAAACCUACCGUGGAGCAUUAAUCAUCGACAUGGUCAGUACAUCAAAAUUAACAAUAUCCUCUAACAGCAGCGCAUAAUGUCUGUCAUUAUGUUCAGCUGAGAAGCGCUGAAUUAAUAAGAAAGAGAAAAGAGCUUAAAAUAACAUGUAUCCAGCACAAAUGAUGCAUUAGGACUGUGUGAGUGAGUGUGUGUAGGUGUGUGUUGUUCAGUAGCAUGUGUGCUUGCAGCUUCUUUUUUUUUUACAUAUAUCUAAGGAAGUUUCAAUCCAAAAAGAAUCCGUACGUUCACAGUAGAUGGUUAUACAUCUGAAACAAGGUUGUCAUGUAUAUAAAUGUGGUCAUAUUCCUCUCAGGUGUAAAAUAGUACAGUUUGUGAUCAGGCAGCUUGGAUGAACACCAGAGGUGUCAUUUCUAACAUUACUAAUGAUGAUGCAGCAGCUGUGGCUCACAAACCUACUCGCACAUACAUAUGCAUUAUGUUUACACGUACAGAUUACACUUUUCCUCUUUAUGGUCAUAAAUUAUGUAUCACACCUCUAUCUUUAAAGAACAGCUCAUCUUGGUAUCACAUAUAGUGAAUCUGUCAUCACAAGGAUUAUUUUUCCUUAUUUUCUAAAUUAUUGAUCAUCAAUUCAGUUGUAAUUAUCUAAUGAGAGAAUAACAGAAGUGUUAUGAGACACAUGUACCUAAAACAGGAACAACAUAAAAAAAAGAACAAAACAAAUAAAGAAAAAUAAAUCAAUAAAUAAAGGGAACAUGUUCCUUUCAUCCUCACUGUGACAGGAAAGUGGUGAGAAAAAUAACAGGAAGUCAAACCUGCUGUCACAUACACCUGGUAAAGCCAGGCAUGGGCAAGUACUUGUUUCCAUGGCGACCAGCUCAGGGAGGAUUUGAAGACAAUUUAAUGAUGUGUAGGUGAAACGUAUGACAGGAUAUGUGACUUCUGCUAUGCGUGUGUGACGCUCAGAGAGGGUUUUGCGUUGCUGUCAAAAUAUUGAGGUGCCUCAGUGGAGGGAUCAGAGGAGACUUUGAUGACUCAUAGAGCACAGAUCCUCAAGAGGUCUUACAUUGCAUAAACUGCUGUCAUAGGCUUAGACGUAUUUAAAAUCUGCUCUCUCUGUCACAAAUCACCAAUAUAGGUUUGUAAACGUAGUCUAAUUACUUAGUUCAGGACACUUGUAAAACCUCAAAAGUUCAUGUAAAGUGUGAUUGUUUGGUCUGUACCUCGAGGUAAAGUGUCAUCCUCUGACCUUAUCUUUCACACGCUCUGUAAUCACACAUUGUGACGUUCCCUGAAAGCUCCUCUCCCUCCCUCAGUCCAUCCCCUGAGAGGCCCGUGUCUGGCCUCGUUGCGUCAGUUUGCUGCCCCCUCGAGCCUUCUGGUUACAUCACAGACAGGAGUUGGACGGUGGCAAAGCUGCAAAUAUUAUCAGCAGACAGACUGACGGGAACCUAGAGGACUUAUUUCUAUGUUUGUGUCUGUGCGCGUGGAUCAGUGCCAAGUCUGACGCCAUAAGGGCCAUCGCUUCCAGCUUUGCUGCUGCCCAUACUUCAUCCCUUUCUCCUAUUUGAUCUUCCUGUUUCUGCUGCUGUGAGUGAGUCAGGCAGUGAAGGUGAAGCUCUGCAUGGCCCAACAGUGAGCCUGAUUCUGAUGAGUCUAAGGAAGGAUAGUCUGGUUGAAUAAGUGAUAUAAGAAUGUAUACAUAUAUAGAGAGAGAUAUAGAUAUAGAUAUAUAUCCUGAGCAUUAAAGGGAUAUUCUGGCGUAAAAUUAAUGUAGGGUCAAACACACCGUAACACAGAGUUAGACACCCCAUCGAGAGAUUAAUGUUGCCGACCGCUUGCUUCUCUAGUUAUACCAACUUUAGUAACAACCGCAUGAUAGCAAUACACAGCGGUCUGAGGAGCCAUAAACAAACCUCAACCAAAAACCCACUCUAUAGCUACAAAUAAUGCUCAGAACAGCACCUAACUUCAUCAACAGUACAUAUAGGGUCCUAGCCAAAGCACUAGCCACCAAACACCUUUUUAACUUUGCCUAAUUUUUUUUAGCAAAGAGACUAAACACAACUCACCUACUCUCUUCCAGCGGCCUCAGGUCAAUCCAUUACAGACUACAGCGGGGUGACGCAGCUCAAGGAAGAAUAUUUAUGAUCUUUAGUUUAUCAUUUCCUUGAAGUAAUAAUCAUCAUAUUAAUCAUUUUGCACUGCAGACGCGGUAGUUCUUCAGCCUUAGCGUCUCGGCCUGAUUGCAUUUCCAUGAAGAAAAGAAAAGAAAAGAAAAGAAAAAGAAAAAGAAAAAGAAAAGAAAACAAGCCAAAGAGGGCAAAUCAGAGAGCUCACAAAUGAUGAUCAAAAAGAGGGAAAAUAAAUAUUCCUGCUAAGACAAGUCAGAGAGAGAACUGGCAACAUAACGUAACCCAAACUGCGCUGUGCACAGCAACAUGAUAUGAGAAGAAACCAAGAGGACAAAAGCAAUAAAAAGCUAAGAGAGAAAAUAAAGAGAAAAAACCCUAAAUAUUAGUAAGAACAACAACAAGCAUCAAAAUAGUGUUGCACAAAGUGACAUGGAACAACCAGUAUUAAGACAAGAUAAGAUAAGCCUUUAUAUAUCACAUUGUGGAGGAAUUUGUAUUGUUAACAGCAGCAAAGGAUCAGCAUAGCAAACAUAUAAAACAUAGAAGAAGUAGAAGUAAGACCUUAAUACCUGUUUUAAUUUCAUAAAGAUCAACAACACAUGCUUUAAAAGGUCACCCACACACUCCAGACUGAUGCUGUGAUCAUGGAGCGCAGCAGCUUGUUGCAACAGUCAGAGAUAAUGUUUAUGUCACAGUGUUAUCGUGGAUGAAAUCCGUUUGUGUGAAGGUCGAGCCGGUGUUCGUGUGUAGCCGUUGUUUGACAUUAUCUAAAUUGAAAAAGAGACGUUGUGCGAGAGUGUUUUUGAAGACAGUCUGGGUCACGCUGCAUUAGCUGACACAACAAACAAACCUCCUGUUGUUACACGUCACUCACUGUAGACUGCAAAUUCUUAAAGAGCCGCAUCAGACAAAUUCUUAUUCCUUCUUAGACGAGUACACCAGGCUGUAGUGUGAACCCAUCAUGAAAUGAUUUAAACUUUUGCCCUCAAACACAGACUGAGACAUGUCCAUCUGGAAGGUGUCAUGUGGGUGUUACACAAUUUUCCCAUUUAAUCAAUUUUCCUGAGAUCUCUUUCCUGCCUUAUUUUUUAUCAUGAACCUGUUAUGUAUUUUGGUCUACAUGGGCUGUCAUAGUUGAUACCUUGCAACACUCAGAAUUCUGGAGCAAUGAUUUACUGUAUGUGGUUGCCAUGACUACGUAUUGUGUGCUUCUGCUGUUCUGUCAAUGUUUUGUAUUAUGUUAUCAGCUGAUGAUGAAAUUGUUUCUAUGUUGUGGAUUUACAUAUGUAAAAUAAAAUGAUAAAACUAACAAAAAUUAACUGCUUUUUUCUUGUUUGUCUCUUUGCAGAAAGUGAGUGAGAAAGUUGGAGGUGCAGAAGGGACGAAGUAUGAUGUAGACUUCACUGAGAUGGAAAAGGCAAGACUGAACUCUUCCUGUUUUUGAACAAAGAGCUUCAAUUUUACCUGUAAAAACUUGAUGUAGAAGAAGUAGCUCUGGUAUUAACAGUAAAAUUUAACUAAACUGAACAACACUAUCGUCUCAAAUCUGUCUCAUCUCUCUUACCGUUGGAUAACCGGUCCCUUAAGAUCUAUAUUUUGCUGUGCUGUGAUAUUUAUCUCACAGUCUGUCAGACAUUUAUUGUUUCUUCUCUUUUAUUGCGGUUUCUUCUGUCCCCGUUGUCCUCCUCAUGUUGUUUUGCUUUAUGCUCUGCAGAAGAUGGACACCACGUCCCGGGCCGUGAUGGACAUCAUGACCAAGACCACCGAGUAUCUGCAACCAAACCCAGGUGACACAUGACAGCAGUGAAACAUGUUGAUGGGAUGUUUGUUUUUUUGGAUCUCUACCUACCGGACAAGCUGUUUCAGCAUCUAUCAGAUUCAGCUCUGUAGAUGCUAUCGACGUCAGAGAACCCUUGUGUUGUUGAAUGAAUUGUAAAAAUUGAGUAAGAAUUUAAAAGUUGGUUACAAAAGAGUCUGGUGAGGGAGAUAGAAGGAAAAGUGUCAGACACCAAACUAAAUCUAAUUUCAUAAUCAUAGUGAACUAAUUUAAGAUACGCUGUUUUUAUCCUUUACUUCACAUACCCUUGAAAUACUCGGUCAAAAAACUUCAAGUUCCUAUCUUAAACUCAUCCAUGUGUUGUUAAAUCAAACUGCUGCUCUGUCUUCACAGCCACCAGAGCUAAGAUGAGCAUGAUGAACUCCAUGUCUCGUAUGCGAGGGCAGGAGAAGGGACCUGGUUACACACAGACUGAGGCCAUCCUUGGAGAGUCCAUGCAGAGGUUUGGCAGGGAGCUUGGAGAGGACUCCAACUUUGGUAAGAUGCAGAAUGUUAAAGCUUUAUGCAGAGAGAAAAGUAUCAUAACUUCAUUCCUUUGUAACUAGGUUAUGAAAACACCCAGAGGAAAAGUUUUAAAUUUGCUUUAUCAUUGAAUUUACGAGUGAUGAAAUUAAAAUGUUGCCUAAAGAGCGUGUCUCUUAAAAUCUGCUGAUCCUAGUGAGACAGUGUUACAGGAGAAAAGCAACAUUAUGAACUGGCAUUGAUGUGUGGAGUGUUUCCAAUGUCUAAAUGUGUCUUUAUGUCUCCAGGCAUUGCUCUGAUCGAUGCUGGUGAAGCCAUGCGUGAGCUGGGAGAGGUGAAGGACGCUCUGGACAUGGAAGUCAAGCAGAACUUCAUCGAUCCACUGCAGAACCUGUACGAAAAAGAUCUGAAGGAGAUUCAGGUACGAGUUCACAGCUUUGAUGCAUAAAACAGAAAAAAAUAACCACCUGGUAGUCUUAGUCGUCUAUCGAUUCAGGAUUCAGGUUUAACUUUUGGGUCUUCUCUUGCAGCAUCAUCUUAAGAAAAUGGAGGGACGCCGUCUGGACUUUGACUAUAAGAAAAAGCGUCAGGGCAAAGUGACAGAGGAUGAAAUCAAACAGGCGCUGGAGAAAUUUGAUGACUCCAAGGAGAUCGCUGAGCAGAGCAUGUUCAACCUGCUGGAGAGUGAUGUGAGGGUCUUUUUUACCAUCCUCCUAUUUUUCCUCAGACUACUGCAUCAAAAAUGUGACACAAUUCAAAUUAAAUCAUAAAUAUUGGGUGACACAAGUGAGCUGACAACCACGAGGAGACUUUGAAGUCAACAUUUUGGCCUUUUACCUUCUGAACAAGAUGGUGGAUACACAUGCCCCAGAGUGACUUCUCAGUGACAUACAUUUGAUGUAAACUCUUUAUUCAACCUCUAUAAAGAAAUUUAAAUGUUAUAAUAAGAAAGCAGUUGAGACCAUAAACUCAGUAAUUAAAUAAUAAAUGACUGAACAUAUCAGGUCAUCUAUUUAUACAGCUCUUAACUCCUCUUUGAAACCAAGGGAGUUGCCCCCUGCUGGCUGUUAGCUGAAGUGCAGAUCUGAUGAACUCCUGUGCUGUACGGAGUGCCAGGCCUCGUUGCCUUGAUUUAAAUAGACUGUGUGCUGCUUCACAUCAAUUCCAUAUUGAGUAACAGUUCAACAGCACAGCAUUUAAAUUUUUUCUUCUAUUUCUGGUGAAAAGGAAAGAAGAGAGAAAUGAGGAAAUUCUGUCUGACAUUCAUCAAGUUGACAGGAGCAUGAUUGGGUUCAUUUUGUAUUUAUGCAGCCAUAACUAUAAAACACGAGUAUUUGAUUUUUUUGUCCAAGCUUUCUGAAGUAGUUUUGUUUUUAUUUUUAUAAAGUGGGCCUCAAUACUCACAAAACUGUGACAAACCUGUCCUUAUUUGAUGACACUGAUUACAUACUGGGGAAACAGUCUCUUUACACAGUCCAUUAGUAACUGCUCUUGAGCUUCCUUGAGUUCCCCCAGUAAAUAUGGCUUCAAAAGCUCAAACAGCUGCGACCAAACCUCACGGCAAGGUAGUUUGACAACUGCUGUAUCCAAGGUUAAGAACAGGCUGUCAAUCUCAGUCCUCUUUUUUCACUUCUAUGACUCAUCUGGGUCAGCGGAUAUUCUUGGUUUGUGAUCUUGCUGUUCAAGGUCUGAUGGAGGGGGGGCUGUAACUGUUUCACAGAUCGAGCAGGUGAGCCAGCUGGCUGCACUGGUCCACGCUCAGGUGGAGUACCACAGCCGCGCUGCUGAGAUCCUCACACAGCUCUCCAGUAAGAUCGAUGAAAGGUCAGUACUUCACUUUGUGUUUCACCGAUGUACGCUGUUAAAAGACUCUCACUAAAAUCUCAGAUCUCUGUUUUAUCUGCUCUGUUUCUGUGUUUUUCAGAAUAAGGGAUUGUUCUAACAAACCAAAGAAAGAGUACAUGCCUAAACCACGUACAUCUCUGGACUUCUCUAUCAGUGAGAACCACAAUGGAGGAAUCCACGGUGCACGCUCUCCAGGUGAGACCAAGCAUCACAGCUCUGAAACAUGUUCAGAAACUGGUCCCUGUGCUGUGUCUACACUGUGCAAACUCUUGAAGAAACCUCAUAUAUUUUUUUAUUUGAACUGAUACUUGGACCAAACAUCAAAUUCUGUUUGGGUUUAUUUACCUAAAAAAGGGCCGUUUCUGGGCUUGUUUCUACUAAUUCAUGACAUCCUUUCCUUUAACAAGCCUGCCUUGGUUUUAUUUUACCUGUAAAUUUUCAAAUAGCUCCAAUAGAAGAAAAGAAAAGGAGGUGAAAUACAACAUACUCAAGUCACACAGUGUUUGUGGUGUGUUUGAUUGCAUAGGAUGGGAAAAGCUGUAACAAUGAAUCAAUCAGAAAUCAAUCAAUCAAAGCUAAUUGGUUCACAUGUAGUUGAUCAAGUAGUUCUUCUGAGAUUUUGAGAUGCACAAUUAAAGUAAGAGCAUGGACACACAUGCAGAAAUACACACCAACGCUAAUUUCACAUUCAUCAGUGACAACAGUAAAAUUGGAUGACUUUGAUUAAGUGGACAAGGACAUGUAUUUGAAAAUUGACAGUGGGUUCCCUUUGUUCGCUAAUUUCGCUCUUUCUUUUCCCAGCGUGGUUUUUCCAACAUUUCAGUUAACAGAAUUUCUGCCAGUCCAGAGCAAACUAAUACAACUGUGCACUCUUCUCUUUCCCCUUUAUGAUUUUUGUCCAUUUUUUAGGGGCGAGGUCUCCAGGUGAGCAUGCAGGUCAAACUUAUCUGUCAACAUCUUUCCUCCACUUUCGUUCUCAUGACUUCAUUUCUUUAACCACAUCCUUUCAUUUUCACCUAAAACUAAAAAAGCCUUUAUUUGUCUUCUUCACCUCCCUUCCUGUUGUGUGAUUUCCUUUUACCCUCUUGCAGCAAGGUCUCCAGGUGAGACAAAGUGAAUCCCUGCAGAGAGAUACAACAAUAUCUCUUCCAUCACUCUUUCAUUCUUAUUUUAUUUCACACCCAUCUCUCAUUCUGUUUUUCUCUUUUCAUGAGAAAAUUUUUUGCAAAUGACUGAAACAUCAGAAAAACAAGUGCUGUCAGUUCUCUGUAUGAAGAACACCAGACCUACAUUAACGAUGAUAAGUUGAUUGGUGGACAAGCAUUUGUUCUUCUGUUUUGUUCACUUGUCAAUCUUCUGGUCUGUUUAAUCCUCCUCUUUUUUACCCGUCUGCUCUCUUCCAGUAUGUUUUCAAACUUGUGUUCCUCCUCACUUUGUUAUUGACCUCUUCAUCACUGUACCGACUGUUCUUACAUAUCCCUUUGUCAUAAUUUCAUCCUGCAAAUGUUAAGAAACAUAACCACUGCUCUGCUUUGUUUGACCUGUGUUUCUCCUUUCCCCUUUGCAGCAAGAUCUCCAGGUGAGCUAGAGUGACUUGGGAGGAGAUGCAAAAUCUCUUGAUCACUCUUUCUUUUCUGACAUUUUACAUGUAUUUUGUGGAAGUGUGUUUUUGCCUGGACUUUCCGUCUGCAGUGCAGCUCGUCUGCAGUGCUGUCUCUGUCUAACCCCCCGUUUCUCUUUUGAUCCUGUGUUUUUUUUCUAUCAAAUCUUCUUUUAUUGUUAAAGGAUGAGUUCAGAAUUUUGGGAAAUGAGCUUAUCAGCUAAUUUCCUCGAGGUUAGAUUAGAAGAUUGAAAUGUCUCUCGCUCCUGGAUGUUAAAUAUGGAACCACAGGACGUAAGCUUAAAACAAAGACUUGAAAGGAUAUUAAAUCCACCUAUCAGUACCUUUAGACCUGGCUCAUCUCUUUGUAUUAUAGGGUUAUGUCCCUAACCACCCUGCCUGGGAGCGUUACAGAGUCACUGCUUGUUUCCAGAAACAGUUUGGAGAACAACUCUAAACUCUGGUUUUGGUAUGAGAUGAGAUACCUCCUUUUUAAGCACCCGUUAUUCCACCAAAGUCUUCGGUAUUUAGUUUGUUUUAUUGUUUGCGUUGGCAGUCGUGGCCAAAGGAGGAUUUGGACAAUUUUCUGUACUUUCUGGUUGGUUUCUACUGUCCGAUAUUGUAGCACGCUAACUUUGUUUGGGCUUAUGCACGUUAUUCGAGGAUGUGAAGCGUGCCUAACCACCACCAAUCAGCACUAAGGAGCAGCACCUGCCUCACAACCAAUCAGGUUGGGGGAGGUGGAGAAUGGCUUUGUUUAGAGUCAGAAAGAGCGGGCCGCUCAAAAAAUUUCAAAUGUUGACUACACACACAUAACAAAACACAGCGAUAUCGUUAUAUUACCAAAUGUCAUCAAUAACUACUAGCUAUUGGCUGAUAUUAAAAGCUUUCUUGUAUAUACACCACAAAAAAAGAUGCUUCUUUAACAGAAUGCUGCCUACCCCACCUUUAAGUGUCUCUCUCUUGUUGUAUAAUAGUCACUUCAGGGUCCAGACAAGCUUAACUCAGGUAUUAAAUGGCGGAGGACAACUCUGAUGUUGACAUCACAGGGGCUUUUGUUUGUGUUAAAAAUGGCUACUCUAAGAAAAACUAAAGUUCUUGUGUCUGUGUCCACAGUUAGUGUUGGCAUAUUUCUGAUCUUAAUGUAGUUGUUGCCUUUACAGAAAGGUGUGAGAGUCAUAUCAAUCAUCUUUUCGAACCAUCCGGCAAGGAAGACAAUGACAAUUUCCCAAUCUACGGAGCUUUUCCUUUAAGCAUGGUAUUCCUCCGAUUGUUGUUGCUCACUCACUGACGGUAAUAUUUUGUGUCUCUCUUUUGCUGUGUCUGUUCUUUUCUGCUUUACCAUUCACAGCCAGGUCUCCAGGUGAGCUUUUGUACAAGCUUUCCUCAUGGAUUAUAUCGAUUAUGUCUGUUAUCUAAAUGCAGCGUCCUCUCCACUGGACCAUCUCCUAACUCUUUUAACUCUUGUUUUUCUGCAGCCCCCAUGGACCAGCCCUGCUGUCGUGCUCUUUACGAUUUUGAUCCCGAGAAUGAGGGUGAGCUAGGCUUCAAGGAGGGCGACAUUAUCACCCUGACCAAUAAGAUCGAUGAUAACUGGUACGAGGGGAUGCUUCAUGGCAACUCGGGCUUCUUCCCCAUCAACUAUGUGGAUAUCCUGGUGCCGCUGCCUCACUAGGACGUCACCAAUAUGAGCUGUGUCUGCAAAGGUGGUGAAAGAAUCCAAGUGUCCAGUUCCUCCCUCGAGUAUUCCCAGUAAUCUUUUUCCUAAACAUUCCUACCAACCACCUGCACUCCACUUUACAGGAGGCAAACAGCAACAACACAAUAAUGAGCAAAGAUUGAAGAAAUAUUAGAGCAAGUAUGCAAAAAUUGUGUGUAAAAACUGUAAGUGAAGAAAUAUCUGCAUUGAUGUUGUUGCUGCCCUUAGUCCCAGGAGGUUUCUUCAGGCUUCCACGGUCAUUUUAUCCAACUUCUGUCCCGGCUUUUGUCUUUGUUAAGUUGGCUGUCAGUCCUUCAUGAGUUUAUCAGAACAGAUUUACAAAAAAAACUCACUCUUUCUCUCAUUCACGGUACUUUGUGAAAACCUCUACAGUAGAUAGAAACUUUUUCUCUCACAUAUUAGAAAAAGAGAAAUUGGUCCACGUGCUUCAUGUUCAUUAGAGACUCUAGGUCAAGCAUGGUUUCAAGUGUUCAACGUUUUAUCUUACAAAAAAAAUAUGUUGAGAGGAUUCUAUUUUUGUUUCAAAUGUUUAUUUCUUUUUUCUUUUUAAUCAAUACUCGUAUUCUGGCAUGCUUGGACAGAAACUAUGUCCAAGUCAUGUUCAAAAACUCUGUCCAAAGGAUGUCUGUCAACUUUCAGAUAAUCAGAUUUUUGACAAAAGUCAUAGAUCGUUCCAUAUCUUUACAGUGUGAACUUUAAAAAAAGAACAAGAAUAACUGCAAUAUUUUAUUUUAAAAUAUCAAAAUGUGCGUCUGAGUGAUUAAGAUACCAAAGUUACCUGCAAAAACCUGUAUCAACUCCAGUUUUAGCUUCAAGAUUUCAAGACAGUAGAUGUCGGUAAAUCUGUCGGAUGCACCAGGGUGAAGCUUGCAAUCUCUAUUUCUUUGGUAUUUUCAUCAGGAGGAGAAAACCCGUAUUCUUCAGUGUGUGACAUUUCCUAUCUGAGCCAGUGGUUAGUGGAGUGAUGAAUUGAUUUGCAAAAACACAAGUUGUGCAGUUUAACCUGUUUGAAGUGAUGUAAGAAAACUAUGGUGCGUAAGUUUCAAUCCUCUAACGUGUAUUUUAUCAGCAGCUUGUGUGACAAAUGGUUGAUGUAUCGUGAUAUACUAAUAACUUAUAGGAUUAACUGCUCUUUAGAGCAACUGUUUUCUCUGCAGCUGAUGGCACUGCUCUGCUUUGGCUGCAUCCCUACUAGCCUGAUUAGUACUGUGUAAUUUAGCUGUCUAUAACUCAUUGAUUAAGCAGAAACUGAAAUAGCCAGGAGUGCACAAAUGGCCUAAUGGAAUGAAAAUUUUUUUUUUUUUUUUGGGUCGAUUUCAGUAGAAAUCUUAGGCAACUUAUGAAAAAGAAAACCCAUCCUUGAACAUAGAAUUGAUUAAAAAAGCUGCUGGUUUACUUAUUUCAUUUAAUGUUAAAUCUCAGAUAAAACGAUAGAUCUUAUAUUUUCUUGAACUCCUCUUUCCAGCUGUAGGAUUUAGGAAGUACUAUGUAGGUUUCUUUCGAUCUCUGGCUGAAAAUCUAAAAAUCAGAUUAUGUUUUAGUCAGCUGAGUAUUUAUGUGCUGUAGUCAACCAGAAUAAUCCCAGGGUUUUAUCAUCUGCGAUUCAAAAAUGUGUUUUCAUCAUUCUGCAGCAGUUGUGUCACUCAUCUUGUGGUAAUGUUGUGCUUGUUUUGGGGGGGAGGGUCUGCAUACUGUACAUGCAAUAAUGCAGAGGGGCUGGGCAGCAGAGGACCUGUAAUAUUGAGGUAUUUAUGAUGUACUGUCUCUGACAGUGUUCAACAUUAACAACAAACAUGGAUGUCUCUUUUCUCAGCAGAAUCCAUCAGAUUCAGUAGAUUUACAAUAUCUGAUGCAACAUCACCUGACAUUAAGUGUUAUUUUUGUAAGGGAAGCACAACUUUAUCAGGCAGAAAACUUCAUGGGCUGGGGAUAGAUAAUCAAAGGUCAUGUACUAAUUUGUUUUAUAAAGGUUACACAAUUCCUUCCUUCUUUUUCUCUUUCACUUUUUUUAACAAUCGUGUGUAUCUUUGCCCUCAAUGAGGACUGUACAGCUUUUCUGUGUUUUUGUUUUCACCUUGUGUGUAUAGUCUUGCAUCUACAGUAACGUAUCUUAUUUUUGUAACUGUGAUUAAAGUAUACUCUAACAGUAUAGAUGUAUAUAUACAGUAUAUUAUCCAGAAGCAAUGUGAAAGGAGGGAUUCUCUGUGCUGCACAUGAUUGUCUUUGGAUUGUUUUUCUUUGGUUUGUUUCUUUUCUGUUUUGGUUUUUCUUUUAUUCUCGCACUGGAUUCUAAGACUGUAUGCUUGAUGUAAAGAAAAAAAAUGUGAUAAGUCAAUGUAAUUUAUUCAAAUAAAUACAGAGAGAUGGUUAUUGUCAAGAUGACUUUUCCUACUUUGAUGCACAAAACUCUGG